This is a messenger RNA of Micromonas pusilla CCMP1545, 585 nucleotides long. RefSeq lists its product as uncharacterized. The transcript has a single exon. The record is from RefSeq and is a predicted model, not a curated record. The coding region runs from base 1 to 585 and encodes 194 amino acids. Lineage: Eukaryota; Viridiplantae; Chlorophyta; Mamiellophyceae; Mamiellales; Mamiellaceae.
AUGGACCCCAUCGCGGCGGCGAAGCGGGCGUACGACGACUACCUCGCGAUGGCGGCGGCCUCGGCGAGGGCCAUCGCCGGCGACGUCGACGACGUCGACGACGGCGGCGACGACGACGACGCCGAGCGGCGCCAGGCGUCGUCGUCGAAGCGCGCGCGCGGCUCGGCGCCCCCCGCGCCCGCGCCCGCGGCGAGCGCGAUGCCCCCCCCGGUCGGCGUCCCCGCGUCCUCCGCCGGCGCGGCCGCGCGCGCCGCGUCCGACAUCGCGCGCAUCGAAGCGCUGGAGGAGGAGCUCGAGGGCGCGCGCGGGGCGAUGCGCGCCAUGGGGACGCGACACGAUGCGAUCGCGGCGAAGCUCGCCGCGUCGGAGGCGGCGAACGCCGACCUCGCCGCGCGCCUCGCCGCGGCGGAGGGCGCGGUCGAGGCGGUGCGCGAGAACGCGCUCGACCAGGCGUCGAGGGCGCGGCGGGAGGGGCGGGAGCAAGGCGCGCGGCGCGCGUGUGAGAUGUACGGGAGCGAGCUCGCGACGGUGGCGAUCCCGCGCGCGACGCAAAAGAUCAUGGAGCGGGUCCGCGACGAACGGUAG